Molecule: messenger RNA, 1444 nt
Organism: Ictidomys tridecemlineatus (thirteen-lined ground squirrel)
Lineage: Eukaryota; Metazoa; Chordata; Mammalia; Rodentia; Sciuridae
Source: RefSeq, a predicted model, not a curated record
UCUUGCUAAGUUGCUGAGGUUGACCUCACACUUGUGAUCUUCCUGCCUCAGCCUCCUGAGCCUGUGGGAUUACAGACAUGAGCCACUGUGCCUGGUUACACUAUAAACAGUACCCACCCAAUACAAGUAAAGUUUAUUCCUAUUUUAAAUGCCGUGAAAAGAAGACUGAAAACUCCAAAGUAAGGAAGGUGAAAUACGAGGAAACAGUAUUUUAUGGGUUGCAGUACAUUCUUAACAAGUACUUAAAAGGUAAAGUAGUAACCAAAGAGAAAAUCCAGGAAGCCAAAGAGGUGUACAAAGAACAUUUCCAAGAUGAUGUCUUUAAUGAAAAGGGUUGGAACUACAUUCUUGAGAAGUAUGAUGGGCAUCUUCCAAUAGAAGUAAAGGCUGUUCCUGAAGGGUCUGUCAUUCCCAGAGGAAACGUUCUUUUCACAGUGGAAAACACUGAUCCAGAGUGCUACUGGCUUACAAAUUGGAUUGAGACUAUUCUUGUGCAGUCCUGGUAUCCAAUCACAGUGGCCACAAAUUCUAGAGAGCAGAAGAAAAUAUUGGCCAAAUAUUUGUUAGAAACUUCUGGUAACUUAGAUGGUCUGGAAUACAAGUUACAUGAUUUUGGCUACAGAGGAGUCUCUUCCCAAGAGAGUACCACUAUAAACUUUUCUGGAUAUCUAAGACAUUUAAUAGUAUCAAGAAGUACAGAGGCACCACUAAUAAUCAGACCUGAUUCUGGAAAUCCUCUUGACACUGUAUUAAAGGUUUUGGAUAUUUUAGGUAAGAAGUUUCCUGUUACUGAGAACUCAAAGGGCUACAAGUUGCUGCCAACUUAUCUUAGAGUUAUCCAAGGGGAUGUAGUAGAUAUUAACACCUUACAAGAGAUCGUAGAAGGCAUGAAAUAAAAAAAGUGGAGUAUUGAAAAUGUUUCCUUUGGUUCUGGUGGAGCUUUGCUACAGAAGUUAACAAGAGAUCUCUUGAAUUGUUCCUUCAAGUGUCGCUAUGUUGUAACUAAUCGCCUUGGGAUUAAUGUCUUCAAGGACCCAGUUGCUGAUCCCAACAAAAUGUCCAAAAAGGGCCGAUCAUCUUUACAUAGGACACCAGCAGGGAAUUUUGUUACACUUGAGGAAGGAAAAGGAGAUCUUUUCCAUACUGUAUUCAAGAACGGGAAGGUGACAAAAAGCUGUUCAUUUGAUGAAGUAAGAAAAAAUGCACAGCUGAAUAUUGAACUGGAAGCAGCACCUCAUUAGGCUGUUUUACGAUUGGGUGUGUGUGUGUGUGUGUGUGUGUGUGUGUGUGUACAUGCGUGCAUGCAUGUAUACACCUGUAUGUAUGUAAUACAUAAUGUUUAUUGGACAGAUGUGUGGGGUUUCUUUGUGUUUUAUGAUACAUUAUAGCCAAAUUAUUUGUUGGUUUAUGGACAUACUGCCCUUUUCUUCCUCCUCCUCCUCCU